Penicillium angulare is the source of this 894-nucleotide messenger RNA. RefSeq lists its product as uncharacterized. Gene Ontology annotation, biological process: DNA transposition; DNA integration. Lineage: Eukaryota; Fungi; Ascomycota; Eurotiomycetes; Eurotiales; Aspergillaceae. Bases 1 to 894 code for a protein of 297 amino acids. The transcript has a single exon. The record is from RefSeq and is a predicted model, not a curated record. Gene Ontology annotation, molecular function: DNA binding.
AUGAAGCGGAGUGGACGUCCAAAAAAACUUGAUGAGAAUGACCGUCAAAAGGCCCUCCAAAAGGUCCAUAAAAAUCCUCGAGUUAAAUAUGAAGAUCUUCUUGAAGAGGUAGAUCAUAAAGUCAAAAAACGCUCUAUCAGUCGGCUUCUUAGCUUGGAGAAUAUGAGAAAAUGGAGGGUUAUGAAACGUUCUUAUCUUAAACCUGAGCAUGCUGCUGCCCGACUUGAAUGGGCAGAAAGGUAUCGACACUACCAAAAAGAUAAUUCUGAUCGAGUCUUUUGGUCAGAUGAAUGUACAAUUGAACGAAGGAUUGGACUUCGUCCUGAGUAUUCUUUUAUUCGACCCUCAGACCAAGCUGCAGCUGGAGAAGUUAUGCCAACUCCCCAUCGAGGAUUCCAGUGUAAGCAAAUGUUUUGGGGUUGUUUCUCAGGCUCUCGCCGUCGUUCUGGAUUGUUAACUCUUGACGGUGAUCCAGAGCUAGGUGGAGGUGUGAAUCGCUUUAUUAUCCUUCGUACAUACCGUACAAUUUUGCCGACUUUAUUAAUUGAUCCAAAUACGAUGUUCCAACAGGACAAUACUCCAACUCAUACUGCUAUUAUUGUCCGUCAUUAUAUUCGCAAUGAGCUUAGACGGGAGGUCAUAGUCUGGCCUCCAUUUUCACCAGAUCUCAAUCCAAUUGAGAACCUUUGGACUCUUUUAAAACAGAAAAUCUAUGAUCUACGACCUCAUCUACUUCAUAUACCUAAUAAUGAUACUACAUUAAAUAUUUUGAUUGAUACAGCUCAGGCUGCGUGGCAAGAUAUUGAUUUUAGUGUAUUAGAGCAUCUUUCGGAGACUAUACCACAUCGUGUACAAGCAAUUCUUAACUCCUAUGGGUGGUAUACCAAAUAUUAG